CUGUAUGUUUCUAAUUUAAAGAUGAACAGUUUGUUACAAGAUGUGCAAUGAAAUUGGUAAAUAACAGAAAAAUAAAAUGGUUUUUCAAAUCAAUUUGUAUUUUUUUACUUACGUACUCUUUGGACUAGCUUUCUGUUCUAAACAUCAUAGUAGAGACAAAAGAUUUGUAGUUUAUCGACAGGGCGGAGCUUUCAAGAUCGUAAUUGGUAUCGGUACCCCUGUGAAACUAGGUUCUAAACAGUCGAUGGCAAUCGGUUGGAACCUUCAAAUGCAGUACACAGUACCUACAAAUGCAACACAAUUAGUCAAUUAUCCUCCUGUUUAUACUGGGAAAAGGUCUAUUAAUUUUAAUGAUAAAGAAACACAGAAAAGUGAUAGGGCGAUGUUUUAUAGUGCUCUUGAAGACAUUUUUAACAAUGAUGGCCUAAAUGGCAGGGCAUGUAUACUAAGAAGUAUUUGUGAAAAUGCAUUAGAUCCGUUAGAUCAUGAAGCAAAUGGAUUAUAUGGCAAAAUAUUUCAUAUAAUUUUAACUCCAAAUUAUGGAGAUGGUGUAAUAGAUCCAGGUUUGGACCCUGUUUACCAAGAAGCACAGCAAGCUGGCGAAUAUGGUGUAAAAUGUCAAAGUCUUUACUCCAAUUGUAAACUUAAAGAUGGAUUGCUGGGUAUAUUCUCUAUCUUGGAUACACACAUUGGAUAAAUAAAUAUUUUUGUAAUUUUUAACUUUAUUUUGUUCAUUGUUUGCAUAUUUGUAACUAAAAUAAGAUAUUUCCAAAUUAUAUAUUAAAAAAAUCAUUAGAUUUAAAGGUUAUUCUUGUUCUAUAAGAUGAAGUCAUAAGAUACACG
Psylliodes chrysocephalus is the source of this 843-nucleotide messenger RNA. Lineage: Eukaryota; Metazoa; Arthropoda; Insecta; Coleoptera; Chrysomelidae. The record is from the annotation of a GenBank genome assembly.